Necator americanus (New World hookworm) is the source of this 612-nucleotide messenger RNA. RefSeq lists its product as uncharacterized. The record is from RefSeq and is a predicted model, not a curated record. NCBI's taxonomy places the organism in Eukaryota, Metazoa, Nematoda, Chromadorea, Rhabditida, Ancylostomatidae. The transcript has 3 exons. The coding region runs from base 1 to 612 and encodes 203 amino acids.
AUGAAUAAUGCUUUGAAAAAGAAAUACGGAAAUAAACCGACUAACAGAGCAAAAAUAGUGCAAAAAUUGAUUAAUUUGCCAGCAGCAAAGAAUGAUGCUGAUAGCUGUAUGAACACAUUCGACAAAAUUCGAAUGCUCAUGAAUCAAAUGGUCUCUGCAGGCCAAAAUAUACCACAAAUGCAAGAUGCGAUGUGGACAGAGAAAAUUUUGGAGAAAUUUCCUUACACUAUAGUGAAAAACGUUCUUGUUACAAUUCAAGAUCAAGAUGAAGUGAAAAUAGAAGAUGUUAUGGAUCAUCUUGAAAAGGAGAUUAAUGCAAAAAAAAACAUCAAAAGUGGGGAGGGGGAAAGAGGGACUCGCACCAGCCGGGUGGCAUGGCCGAGGAGACGAGACUGCUGUCUCGCUGGCGGACUGCCUCUGACAACACCUGAUGGCAGUGCUGAAUUGGUCUGCAAAACUAUCGGUGGCGUAAGAUAUGGUGGUUGGCAAUUGAUGGACGAUAUCACUCCAAGUGAUUGGAUGUCUUCCAUAUGCAACGAAAAAUGGGCUGUAUCCUGUAGUGCCGUUUAUGGUGGUGUUAUAAGCAAAGACGAUAGGUUGGAGAAAGUCUGA